This is a messenger RNA of Medioppia subpectinata, 471 nucleotides long. The record is from the annotation of a GenBank genome assembly. Lineage: Eukaryota; Metazoa; Arthropoda; Arachnida; Sarcoptiformes; Oppiidae.
AUGUUCGCUCCGAUUGUCGUCUUCGGCGUCUCUCUCGUCGUCGUGUCGUCUGCUGUCGUCACUCCUGUCUGUCGUCUCUCGCAAUUCGACUCCUGUUUCGCGAAUCUCGCGCUAAAUCUCAACUCUUUUCCCGAAAAUGACGUCAUUUUCGACGAAUUGUGUCUCAAUUUGAAUGAAACGCGAAAAUGCGCGUUCCAAACGGCGAUUCGCGCGCGCUCCCCGUCCAUCCUGUGCUGUGCGCUCUCACGCGCGCAACUCUGCACUGAUAGAGCGCUCAGCACGCGCUGUGGCGAAAGUCACGCGCGUUUCUUCCGCCAAACGCUGCCUUUGGGCGAAAUUUCCCAAAAUUUGUGCCAAAACUCAGAGACGAAAGAUUGCGAGAAAACGCUUCUCAUUGGAUUGGAUGUGAAAUCACGUGACAUUUCGACGCCUUUCACACGCGCUUUGGACGCAGUUUUUGGCGAAAAGUGA